AUGGCGAGUCUAGAUGAUACAGUUAUUUCAAAACAAAAUAUGAUGUUACUAGAUAAUGUAACAAAUUAUGAUAAAAUGGCUAUAGAUUAUUUUCAUACACCCUGGCAGAACAUAAAAGAUUUACCGUUAUCUUGGUCACUGUUGUGUAAGAUGAAAAAGCAUAAGUUGUUAAGAUUACCUUCAUGUUCAAUGGAAGAUGAUUUGGAUUACAAUAUAUAUUUACAAAGAUUGCACCACUGUCUUUGGAGGCGUUGGUCUAUAGAAAAUUUCCAUUUAAAUAGUUUCAAGAUAAAUCCUCUGGAUAUUAAUUGGAAUAAAGAGACUGAUAUAACUAUUUUAUAUGGGCCAGACUUUUCCCCUUAUACGGAUAUAGAAAUUAGCAAUACUAAGAAUAGCAAAUAUAAUACAAUAUCUUUUUCAAAGUUUGAUGCUAAUAAAAAAAAAGAGAUCAUUUCAGACACAGAAUCUCUUCAUAGUGAAGAUUCUCUAAUAUACUCAUCAUCACUAGAUUCUUCGUCCUCGUUGUUAUUUGAUAGCCCGAAACACACAACAAAUUCCACAACAUCUAAAAAUAUUCCACUUAAGAAAUCACUGCGAUUUAGUGAGAUUGUUAAAAAAAGAAAUAUCACAGCAUAUGGGGAAUUAAAAGAAUCCUAUAUACAAAUAAAUGAUAAAAUUCACCACCAACAUAGAUUUAGAAAACAUGAGAGAUCGCAUUCCUUACCCUCUCCGUUAUUUUACCCUACAAACGCUGUUGGUAUAGAUUCGUGUGCUAUUGAAACGGAUGAUGAGAAUGAUUUGGAUGACCGUAAUGACUUUGAUGACUUUAUGUUUAAUGUAAUGUAA
Molecule: messenger RNA, 846 nt
Organism: Arxiozyma heterogenica
Lineage: Eukaryota; Fungi; Ascomycota; Saccharomycetes; Saccharomycetales; Saccharomycetaceae
Exons: 1
Coding region: 1-846 (281 amino acids)
Source: RefSeq, a predicted model, not a curated record